ACAGAGGGGCUCUUUUCUAUUUUAAAAGUUACAAUUCCCAGGAAACGAUUCAGCUGUUUAAGAUUUUGGGAAGGAGGCCAAGUCUCUGUAUUCAGUUCGGAUCAGGUCCCGCCCUACAGGAUUGUUUUGCUGUCACAUUAACACCAGUGUUAGAGGCUGAACUCAUUGUGUCACUGAGCCCUACGCAGGAUUUGUGGUUAUUCAAGUCGAGAAAUAGAGUGUUUGUAAUUUACGACAAGCAGAGAGUAAUUACAGGAGCAUAAGAGAUGCAGCUCUCUCGCUACGGUGACUGUCGCUGAACCAUGAAACCAUCUCUCUUAUGGAUUGUUUUUGUCUGCACUCUGUGCUUUCUUUUUGGGUUCUUCUACAGAUUUACACAAAUAGAAUCUUUUAGCAGACACUACCCCCAUGAGAUCCAUGAAGAUACACAGUCAGGGUCUUCUCCAGCUCCAGCUCCAUCCCCUGAAGAUAAAGAGCUGCAGAACUUGCUGACAAUGACAGCAUGGAACAUUGCUCCACUCCCUGGUGCCUUCCAGCUUUCCACAAGUCAUAGAACUUCUUCCUACACGUUACUGCACCCCCGUCCCACCUAUACCAUGGGAGAAACCAUAGAAGUUCUAAUCACAGUCAAGGACCACAAAGGUCGCCCAAAGACAUAUGGGGGAGAUUUCUUUAAUGUGAAACUUUACUCUGCCAGUAUGAAAGCCGGAGUCAGUGGAUCUGUCCAAGACUAUAACAAUGGGACCUACACAGCAACGUUUCUUCUCGUCUGGCCAGGAGAGACGAAGAUCUCAGUUAGACUUAUCCAUUCAAGUGAGGCCAUUGCUAUUCUACAUGAGAAGAGAGACUCACGUCCGGACAAGGUAUACUUCCAUGGGCACUUUCAAUUAAAUGGAACCAGAGAAGUGGUGGAGUGUAACUUUGACCUCCCUGGACGAGAUGUUUGUGAAUAUUACGACGCAGGCAGCGGUGAGAAGUGGGUGUGCCUCCGGCCGAAGAACCUCCCUUGUAACUCAUAUCGGGAACACUCUUCUGGAGGCAACCGUGAUAUCCUCAAUAAUACGGAGAAGCAAUUCCUCUCAAUGUCUUUUACUGACCAGGAAAUUCCAAAUAAUCUGAAACCACUGAAUGUACUGCCGACAAAUAUCAGCAGGGAUGGGAGAAGGACAAAGUGCACAUCAGGGUUACCAAUUCCAGAUCCUUCAGGGUUUUAUUAUCGGGAUUUGUGGGAGUCUCUUGUCUGUUCCAACCAGCAUUUCCCUGAUGGUUCCAGUGUAGCCAGUUGUCUGGCUGGAAAAAGUGUCUACAUGUUUGGAGAUUCCACCCUGCGCCAAUGGUGGGAGCAUAUAGUUGACUUUGUACCCUCACUCAAGCAGAUAGACCUCCAUUUGGAACACAAUCCAGGUCCUCUGCUAGCAGUAGACACAGAGCAUAAUUACUUGGUCCAGUGGAGAGCUCAUCAGAAGCCAUUGCGCAUGGAGAAGACUUGGAUAAGGGAACUUCACUCCAUUGCGUCGGAACUGGACAAUUUGGGAGGACGAAAAGAUAUGGUUAUAGUUUUCAAUUGCUGGGCUCAUUUCCUCACCUUCCCCAUAGAAAUAUAUGUACGACGACUUCGUGGAAUCAGAGAUGCAGUUAAAAGGUUAUUGGAGCAUAACCCUAAAAUCAAGAUCCUUAUAAAAUCAGCCAACACCGGGUAUCGAUUUGACCAUGGAAGUGACUGGCUCUCUAUUCAGCUUGACACAGUGAUGAGAGCCAUGUUCUCAGACUUGCCAGUCACUAUACUGGAUGUUUGGCAGAUGACUUCCUGCCACCGAGAGCCAGAAAAUCUCCAUCCGCCAAAAGUCAUUGUCAAGAAUGAAGUUGACUUAAUGCUCUCAUUUAUCUGCCCUUCCUGAGAUUAUUACAAUUGCCCCUUUUUUCCUGGAGUAGAUAAAGAGUCUUUUUUUCUUGUACAGAACUACUUGUUUUAUGAUAGGUUGGCGGGUUAAUUUAUACAUUUUAUUAUACAUUUAUUAUACAUUUUUAAGUCCUCCAGUCAAAAACUGCCUCAUCUUUGAUUUUAGAAGAAAAUCCAGAUUCCCAGAUUCAGUUCGGGAUUCGGGCCAAAUCCAGGCUUUUUGUUUUUUUUUAAGGAUUCGGUUUCGGCCGAAUCCACGGUCCUGGCCGAACCAAAUCCAAAUCCGAAUUAACAUAAAUUAGCAUAUGCUAAUUAGCAUUCGGAAAGGAUUAAAUGGUCAUAUAGGGUUUAUGUCAUAAUGACAUGCUCUAGAGAAGUGAUCCCCAACCAGUUGCUCAGCGGCAACAUGUUGCUCCACAAUCCCUUGGAUGUUGCUCUCAGUGCCCC
This is a messenger RNA of Xenopus tropicalis (tropical clawed frog), 2347 nucleotides long. RefSeq names its product NXPE family member 3-like. The transcript is spliced from 6 exons. NCBI's taxonomy places the organism in Eukaryota, Metazoa, Chordata, Amphibia, Anura, Pipidae. Bases 303 to 1898 code for a protein of 531 amino acids. The record is from RefSeq and is a predicted model, not a curated record.